Messenger RNA from Amyelois transitella, 5113 nucleotides. RefSeq lists its product as uncharacterized. The record is from RefSeq and is a predicted model, not a curated record. The transcript has 4 exons. Bases 314 to 2290 code for a protein of 658 amino acids. NCBI's taxonomy places the organism in Eukaryota, Metazoa, Arthropoda, Insecta, Lepidoptera, Pyralidae.
GGUGCGCCGCUAUAUAGGUACACUAAUGACAGUGACAGAUGGCACCAAUGGUUGUUUGUAGUUUCCUCGUAAUGUUUUGGUUUUGAACACCCAAUAUUUCUUGAUUUCAUUUAGAUUUCUAUCUAUAGAUAUUCUUCAAAAUAUUUCCCCUUUGAAGAUUUUUUAAAUCCGUCAACAGUUGCAGUUGUUAUAAACGUGUGAAACAUAAGUUCAUUUUCUCCUUCAUAACCUCCAUUUUUUCAUGAGAGAUUACGGUAUUUUCCUUUUUUUAAUUAUAAAGUCAUAUUUAUUAUACUAAUAUCUGUGUUUAGUGAUGGCGGACACAAGUGAAAAAGAGUUGAAGUCUUCCGAUCCGGAGGAUGUUCCGAGUGAUUUUUUCGAUGAUUUCAAUAAAGAAGAUUUCAUUGAAGGUCUCAGUGUUAUAGAUAGUUGGGAUGAUGAUGACAAGGUACAAAGCUCUCGCUUCAAUGAGUCGGCUCUGGACAGUGUUAAUGACAUUCGCGAGCUGAUUCCAGACGACGACCGCUCCAGAAAGAGGAAAGGUUCAAUUUCGAAUGACCGAAAAAAAGCCAGUAAGCAGAAAAUGGGUGAAUAUUAUGAAACUUUGAAGAAGAAAGUGAAAGAACUGUCAACUGAGUUUGAUCUCGACGAUGUGAUCAAACCUGGCAGUCGGCGAGACCCAAACAAAACAAUUGAAGCUAUAAAAAGAGAUAAGGAGGUUAAGGUUCGGGAGUAUUUGGGUAAAUGCCUGGAAGGAAACGACGAUCUGGUCCCACCCGGCACGGAAUUGGAACAUCUUGAGGAGAGAAAAAUUAUGAGCGGCAAAAAGAAAGAAAUAGAUAAACCUAAAGAUUCAAGAAUAAAGCGAGAAGUUUAUUCAAGACAAGACAAGACAAGGAGUCCCAAAAUUAAGACAUUACAUUCAAGUCCAUAUCACAGUGCAAGAAGCCCUAUACGAAGUCAUCGACACAGUCCACGUCGAAGCCCAAGGCGCAGCCCUAGAAGGAGCCCCCGCCGAUGCCCUUGGCGGAGUCCGCGGCGCAGUCCUAGACGAAGUCCGAAAAGAUCAAGUCCUUGGAGAUCUAGAAGAGCACACAGCCCCAGGUUUAGUCCGAGACGUAGCCCUGUUCAUCUUUACCGUUCGCGAUCACCAUUGCUGACCAAGGACCUCCGUUGGCGCUCACGUUCCAAAUCUCGCCAAAGUGAGAUUUAUCAGUACCCUACCACAUCCUAUCAUUCACAAGAUACAACAUUUGCAAUGCAAUAUCAAAAUAUGUAUAGUACCCCUGAUCCAAGGUACCAACAGCCAGCAUAUUACGGCGGCUACGGUCCCGGUUACGAGUACGGCACAGCCCCGGUGGAGGCGCCGCAGCCGGUGCCGCCGCCGCAGACGCCGGUGCCGGGGCCGCCCGCGAGCGCCCCGCCCGCCGCGCCGGCGCCGGCGCCCGUCCCGCCGGUUCCGGUUCCGGAUCCGGCUCCCGCACCUCUCUCCACACACACUCAAAUUCAACCUUCGCCAUAUCAGGCAUUGGCACAACUGGUGGCUGAUGGGAAACUUUCCAAAGAAGAUUUCCUGAAGCUAGCCCCUAAAGGUUCAACAAAACCUAUGGACAACAAUGCUAGAGUUAUAGUAUUGUGUCGUUGCAAUCAGGCUUAUAAACGGUUGACAGACAAACAAGUGUUACCAAACCGUCUGAUUAUGCUAAAUGAUUUGAGGAACGCCCAGGAACCCAAGUGUUUAGCUCCCAAGUUCUGCUCGCCGCUGAAGAGACAGGCCGCUAUCGAAUUCCACUUCACGAAGGCCGCCGGCUCGUCGGCGCCGCCCAACAAGCAGGUCAUCGACUCGGUGAUCGCCGCCAUCGGGCUCGACAAGAUCGUCGCCAAGCCGAGGAAGACGGCGGCGCAGAGGAACAUGAAGGACGCCUCCGUUCAAACGACCAAGAUGUGCUGCGACGCGUGCGAGAUCCGCGCCUCGACGAAGUUCGUCGCGGCCAGCACGGCCACCGACCCGGAAUACUUCUCCGUGUCGACGCACACCCAAGUCGUCGAGCAAGACUUGAUCAGCUCUAAAGUGGUGUUCAACCCGAGCGGGAGCGUCGGGGACCCCGCGCCGAUAUCCAUCGCUCACCUGACGCCCGCGCAGUUGGUGUCGCAGCUGGCGGCGCGCGCCAAGACGCUGAAGCAGAGCGACCCGCCGCCGCACCAGUUCAACCGCCGGAACCCGCCUUACAACUACGACUACGAAGGCGGCCAGCAGUAUCACAACAACUAUUCCAAUUAUAGAUAUUAGAUUAAUUAGCUAAGGUUUGUACGAUAUCCUCAUAGGUGUAAGAUUUUUUUUGUGGCAACCAUAACUCGCCAUGGCCGAGGUUUUGGGUUGAGUUAAUCAAACCACUGGUUGUCUGGAAAAAAAUCGAGAAUAAGACCGCCCAUUGUACUCGCAUCUAGUUAUUAGCUAUUUCCACAACAUUGUUCUUUUUUGUGUGCAAUAAAGAGUUAUUCAUUCAUUCAUGAAUGGAUUGUGUAUUUGAAUGUUUCAGUUCAUAAAUAAUAGACAUUGUAAUACCAUUGCAUGAAAACUAUAUGAAAAAUAAGGUUUUAUGUGACAUUUAUAAUAUUGGUUUGGUGUUUAGCAUUGGGUGGUGUAUAUUUAUAAUUAUGGUUUUAUAUGAGAGCCUACAAAUCAGUAAAUAUGCUAUGCCAAGAUUUGUUUAAUUAAGAAUUGUUCUUAUUAUUUUUUGUACUCCCGUCACCAUAUUUGAUAUAGUCCGCAGUGUUUACGUACUGCUUUGAGGCAGUUGUCGCUGUGCUAAGAUUCAGAGGAAGCAGUUUGUAUGCCACUAGCACCUGGUAGCACAACAAGGCCAGACACUGUUGUAGUGGUAUCAGCCGAGUAUUGCAAGCGGGCGAGAGUUCUACGAGCGUGACAGUGGCAGACAUUCGUGGUCUGGCGGAAGAACAAACAAUGGUAAAGAACUAAAUAAAAUUAAAACCCUUGUAAAAUUUGCUUAAUUAGAUAGCAUAGAAAGAAUAAACUAUGUGAAUUUUGCAUCUUGAUAUUUCCAUUGUGUAAAUAAGUCCUUUGUAGAUUUUAAAUGUAUCUAGUAGGAAAUAUUUUACAGUUUCUCACAUUGAAGGUGAUUAUUUGUAAUUAACAUGCGCAAACGCGAUCGCCUUAGAAGACUGAUGACGUCUGCCGCAGCACUGAUCCUGGAGAAGACUAGAACCUAUGCGAUAAUUGUGUCCAUCAAAAGUGCCGAUCGAAGAUCACAGAAACGUUCCCUAAGGAUCAAUUUAAAAGGUAGAUAAUACUUAUGACUGUUGAAAUAGCGCCAUGCGUGUUUUCGCUAAGGAAUUAUACUAAACGCGAUUUCAGCAGUGAACGUGUCAAAUGAAGACAAGUAAUAUCUUCCUUUUUAAUGAUUUGAUCAUUUAAGGAGCUCAUGUCCGUGAAGACAUCGAAGAAAACCCGGAAAGGUGUAUCUGCAGCUCAGGAGGCCGUCGUCAUAAGAGUGUCUAGUUGUAAAUGGCUCUAAGAUUUCUCUGCCGGAUAAAAUCCUACGCUGUUGCUUUAUUCGACUAUUAACCUUUGAAACAGAACGAGGUAAAUUAACUUCACUGGUUCUUUUCAACAUAUAUCACUGUUGACAUGUUUUGGUAGGAAUGAAAAGCAGUUUCGCGAUCUCUUAAAUAUUGUAUAACAGACUAAUUAUUUUACUAUAUAAAACUGUUGAUUCUUUGCAGCCUUCCAAAUGGCAGACCUGUUGAAGGUAUGGUAGGUGCUACGAGGAACAAUGUUUUAUAUUGCUUUUCCCAAAGCUGUGAACAGGUUCUGACGAGGAACUUAAAAAACUGCUUAAGUUGAAGAAACAUGAUGCUUCCGAAAGCGGCUCUGACCGCGAAAACGCCCUCUUUUCAGUCUGCUUCUACGAUCUAUGAGAGAUCGAGAAUCAAAUUUUGAAUUGGUAUAACUUUGAAAUAAAAAUCUUUGAUACAAAUGUGUAACAGAAACUGUAUUAAAAAUCUUGUACAUAUAUAUAACAAAACUUAUUAUAAACAUUGUAGGUGCCGUAACUUUUAAUGAAUAAAUUGCUUUUAAAUGGGAAUUUUGUUUUAUUUCUCACCAUACAUCAACCGUCUAGAAAGUCGUCCAACCAUUUUUCGAGGUCCUCUGGAGAUUCAAUCGCCGGUUUUUUCGAUUCAUCUGAUUUUGAUGUGGCGUUGAUUUCUUUUACUGUAAAAAAUUAAAAGCGUUGGUUGAGCUGAAUUAAGUGAUUUAGUACACAUUCGCCGCAACCUUUUGUCAUUGCAGACAAAAUGCUUGCGAUGGGCAAGUUUUGCGGAAGCCUAUAUGCUAUCUGUAGGGCACAAUGUCUGGCCAUUCUGGAUUGGGCUUUGUUGACAUUGGUAGAAAUGAUAUGCAAGGCAAUGGACUAUAAAAUUGAUGCCAUAGACCAGACAAAGUGGAGAGAAAAAUGUUAGAAAGCAGCUCCUGGCUGGAACCGCGGAAAGAUAAAAUGAAAAGGUUGCGGUUGCAUUGCGGUUAUAACAUAAAAGGGCUUUUGCAAAGGUAUUUGAAUAUAUCUACGAUUUAUAUUAUAUCUGACACUUGUGGGAGUUCAAGGCAGACCGUUUUUAAUUUACUGAGUGAAUUGCUUUGUAUGACAAAAUCAUGUUCAUACAUACCUUUUUCUGUGGAACCAACAGAUUCUUCAGUGUUUAGAAUGUUAUUACUAGAAGCAGUCUUCUCUUCAGUCAGAAUCGACGGGCCACCAACUUCAUCGUCCAGUAAGAGAUCAUCAAUUUCAUCUAUUACUUCUCUGACUUCCUGUGUUUGACUAAUAUUUACGACAUUUAUGAUUUCAUUACUACUCAUAUUUUCAAUUUUUUCAUUUCCUAUGGAUAAUUUAAUUUGCUCAUUGUUUUUUACAGAAAGAGCUCCAGGGGUUUCUUCAGCUUUAUUGUCUGGUUCUUCUAUAAAGUGGACAUUUCCAUUAUUUGUGUCAGCCUUUUCAGUUGCACUAAAUGCCUCUUUGAAAUUGUUAAGUAUUUUAUCUUUCGCCUCUAAUUCUGGGGUUGUGUACGAUUUAUCAUUAAAAUAUUUCUGUUUAUA